CCGCCGAUAUAAGUAUGCGCCAGGUUCCUCGCCGUUCAUACGGCUCGGUGAAGGCAAGGAGUGCGCGUGCUCAACAGACAAUAAUCGACAAUGAUGGCGCGGAGGACAACAGGACUGGGAGCAGCAGGUCUGCUUCUGUUGGCGCUGUUCGCGGUGGAGGCAGUGGACGCGAUGGCAAGGGCAAGUUCACGUGUGGACAAGGUCAGGGAGAACUACAACCGUGUGUUGACGCUGUGGAAGAAGGGACCGCAACCCAGAGCUAUUGAAGUGAAAAACGAACUGCAGGGUGUGGGACCAAUGGAAGUAGUGCAUCCUCGCCAAACAGUGCUGCACCGCUGCGACGAGUUGGCUUGCUGCGGCACGAAGCCCAACCCGCAGGACCACCGCUGUCAACCGCACGUGGAGACCGUCACGCUCUGCUUCCAUGCGACGGUGGUGGGCACGCAGAGGAAACGUUUCAUCGAGCACCAGUUCCAGAACCACACGGCCUGCGAGUGCGUGUCCAGAUCCGAAGAGGGCCGGUGACGCCGACGGACAGUUAGCUCGCCACGCGCCCGGGCAGCGUAGUGGCAGUUCCCUCCCGGCGCACUUACACCCUUUGCUCUUCAGUAGUCUGCUAGAUACGAUUGUUCGGCGCUAGUGUUUUAUUCGGUUAGUGACAAUCAAACGAUUGUGGAAAAAGAAUGGGUGGAUGGCCUAGUUUGGUCUUGUAAAGUAUUGUAGGAUGUUUCACUUCAUUGGAACAAGUGAUUAUUUGCAACAACGCAAUAUGCUUGCAGGGAAGAUCAAUAUGUGAAAAUCUGGAACAGGAACACCUUCCUCAAACGUUUCCAAAAUAUUAACAGCUCAAAUCGUUUUGUGUAAAACACAUUUCGUGUCGUAAUAGGAAUAUUCUUUGAGUAAUCAGUGAGAGAAACACUUGUUAAUCAGUGAAAAUGUAGUUGAAAACCAAGACUGAUUUUUGAUAUAGGUACUAAUGAAGAUAUUGUUUACAAAUUACACUAUUUCAUAUGAUAGUUCAUUUUCCAAAUCAGAGUAAAAGGAAUACUGGACCUAAUAAUUGAAAUAGCCAGCUCCUUUUUCUUUAAAGCAUGCACUUAACUGGUAAUCCAUAGUUUCUAGUAGUCAGGGUAUCAGUAAAAGUAAAUUAUCCAAAAAAUUGAAAAGCAGAAUGCCCACAUCCUUUCUGAUGUUAAUAAUUUAAUUUUAAAAUGAAAACAUUUCAUUCCAACUGAAAAUGAUACUAAAUCGAAGUGUACAAGUGAGUGUAGUAAUCUUGAGAACUCUUUAGUUUUCAAUUGUGAUAUAUAGAAGACUGAAUAAUCCACUGUAUAUUUCCAGAAAACAGAUAUUUCUUAUAUUUCUUGAAUGACUUGCAAGGAAAAACCGUAUUAGAAUCCAUGUAUUUUGAAUGAAAAUGAGCUUUAUUUCUUGUUGAUUGAUUUAUGUGAUUUUUUAUUCUAGUCAACUGUAUUUAUUUUAUUUGUGCCAUAAAUUAAUUUAUUUUUAUAUUUUCUUAGUUGCUUCGUAAAACCUGGCCGUACUUUUAUCAUUCCCCAAAAAAUAUUGUACUCUUAAUAUUAUUUUUCACAAAUAGUAAUUCAUUUAAUUGGUUUUAGAUCAAAAAUUAAAUAGCAAAUUUUCUAGUAAUCUAAUUAUACCAUCCUAGUCUUCAUGAAAACAUUACAAUUAAUUUAUCAAACUUGCCAGGAUUUAACAAAUUCUAACUUUAUUUGCCUCGCAAGAAUAGAUGUUGUUUACUGAUAUUUAAUGUGAAACGUUGGCCUUUUUUGUAUUCAUUUUUAUUAAAUGGAAUAUUCAAA
Gryllus bimaculatus (two-spotted cricket) is the source of this 1823-nucleotide messenger RNA. The record is from the annotation of a GenBank genome assembly. NCBI's taxonomy places the organism in Eukaryota, Metazoa, Arthropoda, Insecta, Orthoptera, Gryllidae.